Egretta garzetta (little egret) is the source of this 1188-nucleotide messenger RNA. RefSeq lists its product as uncharacterized. The transcript has 4 exons. NCBI's taxonomy places the organism in Eukaryota, Metazoa, Chordata, Aves, Pelecaniformes, Ardeidae. The coding region runs from base 168 to 848 and encodes 226 amino acids. The record is from RefSeq and is a predicted model, not a curated record.
CUGCAUUUGAUGAAGAGGUGAAAAACUUGGUGAAUGACACGACCUUGGCAGAGUACACAGUUGCUUUUACAGCAAUGUGCUAUCAAGAGAAACCACUUACUGCGCUCCUGUGAAUCAUAUAUGAAGGAAACAGGCCUGAAAUAACAUUCUCUGAUGCUCUCCUUAAAAUGAUUUGUGCGUGGCUGGUGAGAUCAGAAGCUUUUCUGACACUGAGGAUGCUGCCCUCUUCCACAGACCUUUCACAGGCCCCUGGGCAGCCCCAGGCUCAUGAGACACACGUCAAAGUGAAUGGGAUGACUGAGUCAGUACCUGCAAACCCUCCGCAAGAGGUGGAGAGCACCUCCAGUUCUCACAUCGCUCCAAACGGGUGUGCUGGUUCUCCUGUAAAAUUAACAAGUCCAGGGAGGAUCAUAGCCUUGCAUCAAGAACUAAGACAGAACCAUCACAAAAAUUGCCAGAUACCCUCUGUCGUCUCCUCCACCUCCCAUCUGAAGGCUGACUGCAACCUGCCUGUGAUCCACGAGGAAGCCCCUUGGCCUCUGCUGUCAGGGAUGAAGGAUGCGCUGGCGCUUCCAGAGCUCAGCACUUUCUGGGCCACGAAGGGGAGGGAUCGGUUGUCGAAAUGUGAUGAUGUAUUUGGGGGUCAAAUAGGAAAUCAGCAUGCAGGUGCUAUUCCCCAGGGAAUGAAACAGAAAAAUGCCAUUAUGAAUAAGGCAUGGCCCUCUAGAGAAAAAACAGAUGGCUCAACCUCAGCUCCCACAGCAAAAAGCUGUUUGUCAGACGCGUUGUCAGCAAGUAAGAAAGGUCGAAAUCCUGUGGGGAGAAAUCAGCUGCACAGGAAAGAAUAAAACCCGCAGAAAUAAAACAAGGUAAAGCAUCUCAGCAGCGUGAUUUUCCCAUUGUUACAACAGUACUAAUCAUUUUUUAAAACAAAGAUAUUUUACUAGUUAGCAUGGUCUAGCAACUAGUUUGAGGUGACUGGAAAAUUUACAUGAAAAAAGAGCUGUAAUACUUUGUAUGAUCAGAAUUUCUUAGAAAAUUUGAGGUCACUGAAAUCUGUGGAUUUUUCCGUAGCCAGGCUGCCUGCCCAUUUUCUUUUCACCACUUGUUUAUGAUUUGCUUUUCUCUUAACUGAGACCAUGAAGCAAUCUAUUAAAUCACUCUAACUUUUAUGUAUAACCCAUUUCU